Molecule: messenger RNA, 3402 nt
Organism: Hipposideros armiger (great roundleaf bat)
Lineage: Eukaryota; Metazoa; Chordata; Mammalia; Chiroptera; Hipposideridae
Gene: ZNF620
Product: zinc finger protein 620
Exons: 3
Coding region: 707-2056 (449 amino acids)
Biological process (GO): regulation of transcription by RNA polymerase II
Cellular component (GO): nucleus
Molecular function (GO): RNA polymerase II cis-regulatory region sequence-specific DNA binding; DNA-binding transcription factor activity, RNA polymerase II-specific
Source: RefSeq, a predicted model, not a curated record
ACAAGAAAUGAAGUCUUCCCUCAGCCUUUGAAGAACAUGUCCCCUUUUGUGCCGCGUCGUCUGUUGCCAUCCGGACUCCCCAGUUUUCAUGUGUGUGUUGUUUUUCCUUCUCUGAAAGCCUUUAGGAUCUUUCUUAUGUCCUCGUGUUUCUGAGACGUCUCAGUGAUGUGCUUCUGUGCGGAUAGUUUUCAUUCAUUGUCCUAAGGACUUUGUGGAUCCUUCCUCCUCCCUGGUGCUUUUAAACAGAUAGAAUAUUUUACCAAGUGAUAAAAAGCACACACUUAAAAAAUCCUGAGCUCACCCUUGGUUCUGUGGUGUGAGUUGGCCUCCUUUUGGUGUGCUUCCCCGUCUGCCAGCAGUUAAGAUUCAGCUUUCUCAGUGUCAAUUGUAAUUGAAAAGAAAGAAAGAGUCUGCUUUCUCCGCGCUUCUAAUGUAGUUACCAUUCAUCCUUUCCUGCCUUCUACAGUUCUUUUAACACCACUAGUCUGCUCUGCCUCUUCUUCUCUUGGCCAUCAUGUUACUGUUGUUUUAGUGGGAUCAGGGCGGGAGUGGAGGCCAGUACGAAAGUGCUGUGGGCUGCGUUUACACAGGUGUGCACACAAGACCCAGGUAGGGGAAAGGAGCCAGAGGGAACGGCUGGCCCACAGCAGGGCUGGGCGGAGUUGACCCAGAGAUCCUCAGGAGAAGGAAGGGCUGUUUGCUGGGGAUGACCACAAGGGGGUGCAGUGAGUCUUGGGCUCCCCUGUUGGUGAGGGCAGUGCCGGCUGAGGUCUGGCCCCUGAGGCGGCGGAGGGCACUGGAUAGCUGUCCCUGGCAAUCUCACCAGACCCAGCAGGCCUCUGCCCUGACACAGUGCCCUCACACAGGCAUGAGCAGGAACCUGUUGUUUCAGGAGUCAGUGACCUUUGAGGACGUGGCCGUGUACUUCACUCAGAAUGAAUGGGUCAUCCUGGACCCUGCACAGAGGGCCCUGUACAGGGAGGUGAUGCUGGAGAAUUAUGCAAAUGUGGCUUCCCUGGCUUUUCCAUUCACCACACCUGUUCUGGUCUCUCAGCUGGAGCGAGGGGAACUGCCGUGGGUUCUCGAUCCCUGCAAACCUCCAGGCAGGGAUGCCCUCAGAGGUGUCUGUCCAGGGGGUGAGACCAGAACCCAGAAGGAAGAAUCAACUCCAAAGGAACACAUUUCCAAAGAAUCAGAGUCCCACAGACUGACAGUGGAAGGGCUGCCGGGGAAUAUUCCCCAGCACCUCGACCUUGGGAGCAGCCUAGAGCGGCAGCACAGUCACUGGAUAGUUAAAAAGACAGAGCCAAAGAGGAGAGAUUUCACAGAUGGGUCAGCCCGGCAUCAUGAGGCCUGCGCUGUUGAGAACAGGGGGAAGUAUGAGAAAUUAGGAAAAAAUGUUAGUGUCAGCACACAGCUCACUAUGAAUCAGACAAUUCCUGGUGUUCAGAUAUCGUAUGACUGUGGAAAAUGUGACAGAUACUUCAGUCGAAUGGCGGAUUUCCACCGACAUCAGAGAUGUCACGCUGGUGGAAAGUCUUUUGAAUGCAAAGAAUGUGGGAAAGACUUCAGAUGUAACUCCUUACUUCUUCGGCAUCAGAUAAUUCACACUGGAAAGAAACCGUUUAAAUGUAAAGAGUGUGGGAAAGGCUUAAGCUCAGACAUGGCCUUGAUUCAGCAUCAGAGAAUCCACAGUGGAGAAAAGCCCUAUGAAUGUAAGGAGUGUGGCAAGGCCUUCCGCAGCAGCUCCCUCUUCCUGCAGCACCGAAGGUUCCACACUGGGGAGAAACCCUAUGCAUGUCCCGAGUGUGGGAAACGAUUAAGCUCCAGCACGGCCUUGACUCGGCAUCAGCGCAUUCACACUGGGGAGAAGCCUUUUGAAUGUAAGGAGUGCGGGAAGGCGUUCAAUCAGAAAAUCACCCUGGUUCAGCAUCAGCGAGUUCACACUGGGGAGAAACCUUAUGAGUGCAAGGUGUGUGGGAAAACCUUCAAAUGGAAUGCAAGUUUCAUUCAGCAUCAGAAGCUACACACGCAGAAGGCAUCUGUCCAGGCGUAGGUCUCUCUCUCCACAGCUAGGCCACCGUGCCUCCUUGUUUCUCCCCAUUUUCAUGCUUUUUAUCAGUGUUAUCACUGCCUUUCCUGGACUGCGCUAAUUCUUAACCGUGUGUGUCACUUCCUACAGCUCUGGAAUGCUUGUUCCUCUGCCUGUCCCAGUAAGAUGUUUGAUUCAGACUCUCAGCUUCCAUCAUGAAAUCUCCCUCAAGUACUCCAAGCCCACGUUUUCCCAACAUGAACUCUCUUUAGUUAGAAAAGACAAAAACCAAGCCCCAAAACUUUCAAACAUGAAAGGAAAUGUAAGUUUCCACAUUGGAAGGAUCCUCUGAGUGCCCAGCAAAGAUGGAUUGGGGGAAAACCAACAUCAAAGAGCUGCAAGUGAUCAAUAUACCAGGUUGAAGAGGAGAUCCUAAAAAGUUUCUAGAGAAGAUCAGGAAUAAGAAUGGCAUCUGAUUUCUCAACAGUAGCCUUGGAAGUUAGAUGACAAUGGUGUAUGCCUUCAAAAUACUAAGGAAAAGUGAUUUCCACCCACAAUUCAACACCUUCAAGUGUGAGUAUAGAAUAAGUGCGUUGCAUACCCUUUACAGCUUAAAAUUUUACCUCCCAUGCAUCGUUUCUCACAUACACAACACUAAACAAGGGUUAAAAAACCAGGAAAGAAAAAGGACACCUUAUUACUGUGGAGAGCCAACUAUGAGCAGUCAGGGUUCAGAGUCUGAGAGCUGGCAAGCUGACAGACUUCUCAGAUCUGGGUGAGCAGCUCUGGGAAGAGUUUCACCCCCACUGUACCAUUGGAGAGCAGAGAGCAGCUGAAGCCGCAGGCUAAGAGCAGCUUUCCUGCAAAUGCUUCUGAGAAAUACAUAACAGGAUGUAACCUGCUGACAGCUUAACUUGCUAAACAUAACCUUUGCUAGGGGAAAUUGUUUCCCCAUAACCCCUGCAAAGAGGAAAUUGCUUCCUCUAUAUAAGCAUUGUGCAAAAAUAAACUUUGCCACUGCUCCACCAUCAACGGUCAGUGGACCUCUGUCCUCAGCUUUUGUCUGUGUUUUUCUUUUCUAAUCUCCCAGCCCAGCCCACUCAGGUACGUUGGAUUGACGAGCGGGUCUGUUGGAUUGACGAGCGGGUCUGUCAUAUUACAAUCUGAAUGUUAGAAAUCUCCUAAACUCAAAAACGGAGGAACCUUGUCCAUGUGGAGCCAUCUGCAUCUUGAAGGACAUUCCUAACAAGAUGCAAACUUUCAAAGACUGCCUCGGGUGCAGUGCCCACCCACACUAGUUUUUUUUUGUUUUUUGUUUUUUUAGCUGAGCCAUCCUGCCACCUGUUGGCAGCUCAGUGGCAACUCAGCUC